AUGGCCGAUCUCAGCAGCUUAAUCAAGCAACGGGAAUAUGCCCAACUAAAUGUGAUUAUGCUACAAGAAAGUUGGCUCCAAAAUGAAAUUGAGGAUGAGAUAAUACACCCGGAUGGAUUCGCUAGAUAUCGCGUCGAUCGUCCUGUUUCUUAUUCCCGACAGGGAGGUGGCGUUAUCACGUAUGUCAAACGUCAGUGGUGCCAUCUGACCAAAAAUGUGUUUACUUAUUCCACGUGUUAUAUGAACGCAUCGGCAAUAAAGAAACGUGCUUUCAAAAUGCAUAAACGAGAUGCGGUGCGCUCUCUUUUCAAAUCCAUCCGGGCUGAACUUCAAAGGCUAAACUCUUUAUACGCCCGUGCUCUGCUUGACAACAAAGGUAGUCGUGAGACCUGGCAAGCCCUCAUGCGGAUCUCUGGCAUCAAAUCCUCACACCGUUCACCUGCUGCGGUGGACAUAGAUAGUCUGAACCGGAGUUUCAUCAACGGCGGAACCGCUUUCACUGCCCUAACUAAUGGAUAUGGAGUAAACACCAUUGACCCCGUCUCCAACGUUGCACUUGUCGAUAUUUAUAAAGAGUUGUCUCAGUUAAAUCCUCACAAGUCCUGCGACCCCGAUGGAGUUCCACCCACUGUCCUGAAAGAAUGUGCUACCUUCCUUUCCCCUUUACUGUGUGCACUUUUCAAUGGAUGCAUUUCGCAGCAACGUAUACCCGACUGUCGGAAACUAGCUUCUAUCAACCCUGUGCCUAAGAAGGAUCCUCAAACUUCCGUCCCAUUGCCUGCACUUCAGUUAUCCUGA
Molecule: messenger RNA, 798 nt
Organism: Echinostoma caproni
Lineage: Eukaryota; Metazoa; Platyhelminthes; Trematoda; Plagiorchiida; Echinostomatidae
Source: the annotation of a GenBank genome assembly